AAUAAAUAAUAUCAAAAUGUCUGCCUUAAAGAGACUUCCUGACGAAUCAUAUCAGUUUCAUAUCAACUAAAUUUUUUGAAUGCUGCAAUAAGAAUUUUUAUCUGCACAGCAAACUGCGCGUAAAAAGACCAAAAAGCACUGGCAACAUAUCAAGUAAACGAAAUGGUGGAAUCUUCAAGUCUUGGUCGACCACUAACCACACCACAACAGCCCAUACCACAGCACUCGCCCUCCGGUAUGCGUUGCGGCACAUUGGAAACGCGUGUACGCGGCGCAUGGUAUCGUGUCUUGGUAGCACUGGAAACUGAUUUUCUGGCCAUUAGUUUGGACGAGUCAUGCGAUACGGCAAUAAGCGUAGAUCAUUCGACCACACUUAAUGGCACAUUAGGGAGUAAUCACAGUGGCCACAAUGGCUCGAUACCAUCGUCUGGCUCGAUGCAGGGCAUGGGAGCAGCAGCGAAUACAGCCGAAAUGGAUGCUUGCACGGAAAACGGUGAACAUAUGCUCAAUAAUAACACAAUGGACAAUGGCUUGGAUAUGUGCGAUGUACCUGAUCAUGUAGCAAAUCAAAAACGACAUGUGCGUAUCAUUAAAUCGGACAAUAAUGGUCUUGGUAUAUCGAUUAAGGGAGGCCGAGAAAAUCGCAUGCCAAUAUUAAUUUCGAAAAUUUUUCGUGGCAUGGCAGCAGAUCAGGCCAAAGGAUUAUACGUUGGUGAUGCUAUACUAACAGUGAAUGGCGAAGAACUCCGUGAGGCAACACAUGAUGAAGCAGUGCGUGCGUUGAAACGAGCCGGACGUGUUGUUGAUUUAGAAGCGUCCGUGCACCGUCUGCGCCACAAAAUAUGCUACAACGUACACAAGUGCUUGCAAUUUGAACAGCAAUGGCAACGGCAACAACAACAAGCAACAACAACAAUUGUAGCAAUGGCAGCAAUAAAAGUCAUAGAAAUUCGUAAAGUACAACAACAAGUAGUUGAAAUGUCACUACGAACUACACUUUUAAGAAAUAGAAAAAUGGAAUAA
Molecule: messenger RNA, 1023 nt
Organism: Teleopsis dalmanni
Lineage: Eukaryota; Metazoa; Arthropoda; Insecta; Diptera; Diopsidae
Product: beta-1-syntrophin-like
Exons: 4
Coding region: 163-1023 (286 amino acids)
Cellular component (GO): dystrophin-associated glycoprotein complex; intracellular anatomical structure
Molecular function (GO): structural molecule activity; protein binding
Source: RefSeq, a predicted model, not a curated record